Molecule: messenger RNA, 1026 nt
Organism: Fulvia fulva
Lineage: Eukaryota; Fungi; Ascomycota; Dothideomycetes; Mycosphaerellales; Mycosphaerellaceae
Exons: 5
Coding region: 1-1026 (341 amino acids)
Source: RefSeq, a predicted model, not a curated record
AUGCCUGGUUCUGGGAAGCAGCCCACCGAGAUCCAGGAGCAGAUCAAGGAGCUCCUCGAGGCUGGCUUCGAUCCGACGACUAUUCACAGGAGACUGAAAGUCGGCCGCAGUUCCAUCUACCGCAUGCGUCGAUGCCUCCAACAACAUGGCACGAACUACAUGCCCUCUGCGCUCGCCAAGAAAAACGGUAGACCGAAGGCGUUGACACCAGACCAGGAGAUUGAAGUAAAGGAGUGGCUCCAGGAUCCGAAGAACAGAAAUCGCUAUCUCGACGAUCUGGUAUGGCUCAUUCACGACCGCUUCGGAAUCGUCUGCAGCACCACAACCAUGUCGAAGUUGAAGCGGAAGUGGCUACGCGUUAUUGAGUACGAGGAGACCGGAACACCGAUUGACGACCUUACACGCUCGCAACUUAUGGAGACACACCCAGACUUGCCUCUUCUUCCAGAGCCGCAAGCGCCGCCCGCCCAGAUGUCAAAUACAAACGACAGCGCAUCGCCUGAGGCAGAGGUAGCGCCAGAUGUAACAGCACAGGAGAUACCAUCAGCCUCGAGUCACGAGCAAGCGACGGCCGGUUCUCAGCAGUCUCCUAUUCACCCCCAGCAGCAACAUUUCUCGCCCACUUUGCAGCAAACCUCAUCGCAACACCAGCAGUUCUUGCCCACCCAGCAGCACAUACCACAACAGCAAAUACCGCCGCCAGCACAGCAGUAUUCUCCUCUCCAACAGUUCUCCGCGAUCCACCAGCAGCAGCUCAGCUCAUCACAUCAAGCCUUCUUGCAGUCGCCCACGAUGCAAAUGCAAAUGCAGGCACAGAUGAUGGUGGGUGCGACACAAUUUCCUAUGGACCCGAACCAGUUGCCGCACGAGUUCCAGGCCGUUGGCGUUUUUUUGUCGAUCGUGGACAUCAGAGCGGCGAUCGUUGUGCAUGUCAGUUGUAUAGUAUGUGCAAUGCCAUCGUAUCGUGCCUGCCCGUCGUUCAGACUCGUAAGAGACCAGUCAUGGGUGUAUUUAGGUUUGUGGUGA